AUCAGACACUCCUAAAAUUACUACAUCAGAAUUUUCCUGUCACAUUCAUUGUACAAUUGUACAAAUCAGAGGCCGAAAAUGGGCUUAGAUUGUUGUUAUGUUACUGACAGAAAAUUGGAGUCUCCUAGUACUCUCCCAUGGAAGGAAAUGUUUGUUUCUGCUUCUUUUCGUGUGCCUAAAUCCGAUCCUUUUUCUGUAACAAAAACAACUGAUAUUUCUCCCAAGUAUCACGCUUUGCAAACUCGAGGAUUAAGUCCGUUUGAAGUCCCAGAAUCAGCUGACCGAAGUUCAUGUUGUUCUAGCACACCUGAGAUUUUUAGACUGCGUUCUUUGUCACUUAACCGCAAUCCUCACAGCAGCCUCAACCUGAACUCUGACAACUCCUCAUCUCAGUCAUCUGUCCCAUGGCAAGUCAUGUUCCGCACUGCUUCUUUCAACAGGCCAUAUAUCUCCUCUUCAAACCAAAAUCCAAAAAUUAAGCUUAAUACAGCAUCUACAGAAAAUGAAAAUACAGAAUCUGUCACAGUAAGCACUUCAAAAACAGAUACUGAAAAUACAGUAUCUGAGAAAAAACAUGGUUUUUCAGAUGCAUGGAUAUGGGUUGCAGUGUAUGUUACAAUAGGGCAAGCAGUAUUCACAGUUCUAAUAUCCCUAUCUUAUGGAAUCUCCAAACUACUCGAAGAAUAUAUACGCCCAAUUAUAUGGGCAUCACUUUGCUCGAUUCCUCUAAGGGGAAUACAAGACACCCUUGUUGAGUUCUGGUCUGAGCCAUUAAGAGCAGGAUUAACUGAUACAAUCUUAGCAGUACCAGUAGCUGUUUUAAGAGCUUUUGCAGGAACAAUCAUUGAUUCCCGCGAUGUAUUUUCUUGGGUUUUCUAUGGAGAGAAGAUGAAGGUUGAAGAUGAAGAUGUAAGACCGGAGAAAAAUGGGUUCAUAAGGUUGGUUAGAAGGCUUGUUUCUUUUAGCCUCUUUGUGUUUGCUUAUGAGCAGAUUGGGAGAUUUGGUGCUUGUUUUCUCAUUGUAUUAGGGUUCAUGUUCUGCUCAAAGCUAUCUCCUUCAACCAUUUCUGCAGUUUCUACAUUAAGAAGUGACAGUUUUUGCCAAAGAAGAAGCACUACUUCUCAGAACAAUCAUCGGAUGAACCUUAGCAGGACUGUUAGUCAAUGGAUGUUAAGCAGGCUGAAAACAAUCUUAGCAGUAGGGUUAAUUAUAGGAAUGAUCAUAGGAAGUUUAGCUGGUUUGAUGUUUUUUACUUACCAAAUUGGAAGUGAAGGAAAAGAUGCAGUGAUUUCCUUAAAAUUCCAAAUUGAGGAGAACAACUACGCAGAAAAGAUCAAAUGGAUGCAACAGAAUCAUGCCAUGGAGGAGUUAAUGGAUUGGUACACUUCAGAAUGUUAUGAGACAUUAUUACAGCAAAUUGACAAAUUCGCGUACAGAAACAAUUUAUCAGACUUCAUAGAAGUAAUCAAACAGUUUGCAAUUACUCCAUAUUAUACUGAUGAUUUCCCUGAGAAUUCAUCCAUAUUCUUUGGCCCCCCAAAAGCAAGAAAGUACACCAUUAGGUUUCAAAAUCUGAUGAAAAAGCCGGUUCUUAACAAGGCGAAAUGCUUAGCAACUCAAGGGGUUGAUCUAUGGUUCUGGAUAUUGACAAACAGCAAAUUCCUCUUACAUUUCCUGCUCUAUAUAGGACAUAUAAUGGUCUCAGGAUUAGCAGGAAUGAUGCAGUUUCUGCUACAACUGACUGUAUUUUUCUGGGUUUUGUACUAUCUUCUGACAUCAGAAUCAGGUGGGGUGACAGAGCAAGUAAUCAAAGUUCUUCCCCUACAAAAACAUGUCAAAAACAGAUGUGUUGAAGCUUUAAACAAUGCAAUAUCAGGGGUACUUUUGGCAACAGCAGAGAUUGCAUUCUUUCAAGGGUGUUUUACUUGGCUUUUUUGUAGGCUUUUUUCUGUGCAUUUUGUAUAUAUGUCAACUGUUCUUGCAUUUAUCAACCCUUUGAUUCCUGUUUUUCCUGCUUGGGUUCUGACAUUGCCGGGCGCUGUGGAGUUAGUGUUGGAUGGUAGAUAUUUUCUGGGAAUAAGCUUUUGUGUAACUCAUAUGUUGGUGAUGGAUUAUGGAGCUUAUGAAAUUGCUGAAUAUGUUCCUGGUUAUAGUACUUAUCUUACUGGAGUUAGCAUUAUUGGAGGGAUGACUUUGUUUCCUUCUGCAUUGGAGGGAGCAAUAAUGGGACCUUUAAUAACAACCCUUGUUAUCGCCCUUAAGGAUUUGUAUACCGAAUUUGUGCUGAAUGAAACCAAGGAAAAGGAUGAAUAGAAAUCAAAUUCAGAUUUUCUCAACAUACCGUCCUCAUAAGUCUCUCCAGCACAUGAUUGUUGUGAACAUUGCUCAUAAAGUAUGAUCAAUAAAUUUUGGAGAGGAUAAUUUAUUUGGCAAUUUGAUUGAAGGCUGUGUCUAUCAUUUUUGUUGUAAUUGUACGGCAGCCCCCAUUUGUAAAUUAGUGUAUUGUUCAUAGUCUGUUUUCUUUCUUUUGACAGUUUGAUUGGAUCGGAAUUCAUGUCUCUCAUUUUUGUUGUACUUAAAAAGCUAUUUAAAUCGCGGUCCUUGCAAACGCAUAUUGUAAUUCUUGUAAAGAAAAUCUCGAGAACACAAAUGUACCAUUACAAGUUUUGCCAUCGUUGAUAAGUUGCUGGUUAUGUAAUUUUCAAUAUCUGUAAUUUGCUUA
Molecule: messenger RNA, 2722 nt
Organism: Spinacia oleracea (spinach)
Lineage: Eukaryota; Viridiplantae; Streptophyta; Magnoliopsida; Caryophyllales; Amaranthaceae
Exons: 3
Coding region: 79-2313 (744 amino acids)
Source: RefSeq, a predicted model, not a curated record